GCCCAUUUACGACGUCAUCACACCGAGCCUCGUGACCGGUUGUCAUCUGUGAGCGUCCGUGGUUGUCCGCAUUUUUGUUAUCGUGUAUGCGAGCUUUCAAACUCUCCCUCUGAAUGAAGAUGUUGUCUCGCCUGCUGAAGGAGCAUCAAGCGAAGCAAAACGAGCGAAAGGAGCAACAGGAACGGCGCAGGCGCGAAGCAAUUUCCGCAGCCACCUGUCUUACGGAAGCCCUGGUGGACCAUCUCAACGUCGGAGUUGCACAGGCGUAUGUAAACCAGCGCAAGCUUGACCAUGAGGUGAAAACACUCCAAGUGCAGGCUGGUCAGUUUUCCAAGCAAACUGCACAAUGGAUCAGCAUGGUGGAGGGCUUCAAUCAGGCCCUGAAGGAAAUUGGCGAUGUGGAGAACUGGGCCCGCAGUAUUGAGAUGGACAUGAGGACCAUCGCUACAGCUCUGGAGUACGUACACAAGGGUCAGCUUCAGCCGGCUACGUCGUAGAUGCUUUUGGAGAUGUCCUUCGGAAGAGCUGGAUUGACUCAAAAGAACUGUAAAACAGGAAAGCACCGAGGGGUCUGCAGAGAAAUGUCGUAGUGUGAACACAAAAUGUGGUGAGGAAACUUGCUUAUUUAUAAAAAAAAACUUAAAAAACGCACUAAUUAUUGUGUCCGUUUAUGCUUUAAAUACAUCUAUGGAAUGAUGCUUAUCAGUAUUAAGGAAUUGUCAAUGUAUAAUAUCAGUUUUAAAGUUUGUGCUGUGAUUGUUUUUAAGAAAAAAAGAAAACGAAAAUAAAAUUGGCUUUGUUACUCAACUAAAA
Molecule: messenger RNA, 813 nt
Organism: Nerophis ophidion (straightnose pipefish)
Lineage: Eukaryota; Metazoa; Chordata; Actinopteri; Syngnathiformes; Syngnathidae
Gene: bloc1s1
Product: biogenesis of lysosomal organelles complex-1, subunit 1
Exons: 4
Coding region: 114-497 (127 amino acids)
Biological process (GO): endosomal transport
Cellular component (GO): BLOC-1 complex
Source: RefSeq, a predicted model, not a curated record